Ceraceosorus guamensis is the source of this 6961-nucleotide messenger RNA. RefSeq lists its product as hypothetical. The record is from RefSeq and is a predicted model, not a curated record. Bases 184 to 6684 code for a protein of 2166 amino acids. Gene Ontology annotation, biological process: regulation of ARF protein signal transduction. The transcript is spliced from 6 exons. NCBI's taxonomy places the organism in Eukaryota, Fungi, Basidiomycota, Exobasidiomycetes, Ceraceosorales, Ceraceosoraceae. Gene Ontology annotation, molecular function: guanyl-nucleotide exchange factor activity.
AUCUUGCUUCACGCAGCCUGCAGGUGGGCAUCUGUGCGCCUCGAUACAACUUGACACGCAUUCACGACCAACGAGCGAGCGACGCGGCGCAUUCACGACUCUUUCUAGUGCAGAGAGGGAGCAGUCACGAGUGCGCACUAGACCCUUGACCCAUCCCGUUCGCGCUUGAGGCGGCCGCCGGUCAUGUCGGAAUCGCAGGACAAGCCUGGACUGCCCACCUCUGGCACAUCGGUCUUGCCAGUCGUCGCGCCCGAGGUGAUGGUCGAUGUUCCUAGUAUGUCCCAAGAGGCAGCAGAGGAGCAGCAGGAGCAGGAGCAGGAGCAGGAGCAGGAGCAGGAGCAGGAGCAGCAGGAGCAGGAGCAGCAGGAGCAGGAGCAGCAGGAGCAGCAGCAGCAGGAGCAGCAGCAGCAGCAACGGCAAGCUGAAGCCGCGGCAUCACCAUCGCAGGAUGUGCGUGAUGAGCAAGAGCAAGAGGCCACGGUGGAGCGCGUUCAAGUGCCCGACAUUUCCAUCUCGCGACCCAGCACAUCAUCCUUGGCCGAGCCGAAUGGCGUCAGCAGAGACUCGGAAACAUCUCAAACACAGGCCGCCAAUGCGCCCGCAGAGGAUGAAGCGACGGCUGCUGAGCUGUCAAAGCCCGUUGCACCUUUACCGCACGACGCUUCCCCUGCCCCUCCUGCAAAGGAUCCGCCGCUUACAGAGAGCGGGAGCGGUGCGCCAUCCUCCGCCUCCGCCUCCGCCUCCGCCUCCGCUCCUCCCACUCUGAACGAUGGCAGCGAAAUGUCUCGGAGAUCCUCAGUGGCCAGCACAGCCGCUUCCACCACCGUGCACUCUCGAUCUUCCAUGUCAUCGCUGAACAAGGGCAGCGCAGUGUUCGUCAUUACUGCCCUCGACACCAUCUCUGCUUCCAAGGAGGCCAAAGGAUCCAAAGCCCCAUCCAAGGCGCUCAAGGAAGCGUCGACUCGCGCGUUGGAAAUGGUCAAAGCAGCUUCCUCCUCCUCCGCGCCGGGCAGUGCAGGGGCGGAGCUGGAUCCGCGCAUCGUUUUCGAGCCGCUUCGAUUGGCGAUGCAGACGAGGAGCACCAGCUUGACCAUCACAGCGCUGGACUGUGUGGCCAAGCUGGUGUCGUACAGCUUCUUUGCAGAGGAUGUGCCCGCAAUGGUGGAGGGACAGGAAGCGCUGGCGGAUGCGGUGACCAGCACAGUGUGCGACGCGUUUCACGAUGGUCUGGACGAAAAGGCUCAGCUGCAAGUCGUCAAGGCUUUGCUCUCCAUCGUCCUGUCCACCAGCGUGCACGUGCAUCAGAGCAGCCUGCUCAAAGCUGUUCGCACCACUUACAACAUCUUUCUGCUAUCCAAGACUGCUCCUACCCAGGCCGUCGCGCAGGGCGUGCUCACGCAAAUGGUGCACCACGUCUUUGGCAGGGUGCCCAGGGGUCACGAGUCCAAAUCGGGCGGCAGCAGCAGCAGCAGCAGCAGCAGCAGCAUCGCUCCUUCUGGAUCUGCUGAGCAUCUGCUCAGUGCGCCUAGAGCCGUCAAGACGCCCUCGGCGCCUCUGAGCGGGCCGGGUCAGGAAGUGCUGAGCUCUUUGGAAGAUCGCGCAGAAGCGCGGGACGCGAACGAGGAUGAGGAGGUGAAUCUGGAAGAGGAUGAGAGCAAGGCGCAGAAUGGAAGAGACGAUUCGACAGAGCAGCAAGAAGAGAGGGUCACGCUGCAAGCCCUCGAAGCUCGCGCUUCCUUUGAAGGCGCAUCGGAACGGGACACGGGCGCCAGCUUGUUGCAGCAGGCUCACAUCACGCAAGCGGAACUGUUCGUCAAGGACGCAUUCUUGGUUUUGCGUGCGCUAUGCAAGCUCAGCAUGAAGCCGCUCGGAGCGGAGAGCGAGAGGGAUCUCAAGUCGCACGCUAUGCGAUCCAAGCUGCUCAGCUUGCACCUCAUCCUCACCAUCCUCAAAUCCCACAUGACCCUCUUUACUGAUCCCAGCAUCGUCAUUCAUAGCGCCUCCACGGGCGAGCAGACGCAGUUCGUGCACGCUGUCAAGCAGUACCUCUGCCUCAGUCUGAGUCGCAAUGCCGUCUCCUCGGUCAAUCAGGUGUUUGAGCUUUCUUGCGAGAUAUUCUGGCUCGUGCUCAGCGGUAUGCGGACGCGCUUAAAGAGGGAGAUCGAGGUGCUGCUAAACGAAAUCUUUCUUCCCAUCUUGGAGAUGCGCAACUCGACGUCGAAGCAAAAGAGCAUUCUGCUCGGCGUGCUCAUCCGGCUCUGCCAAGACCCGCAAGCCCUCGUGGAGCUGUAUCUCAACUACGAUUGCGACCGGUCCGCAUUGGACAACAUCUACGAGCGCUUGAUGAACAUCGUCAGCAAGAUUUCUCAGACGCAUUUGGCGCCAGGAUCGCAACUCUCUGGGGAUCCUGCAGGUGCUUCUUCGUCGACCGGUGCUGCUCAAAAGUCUUCGACCUCGGGCGGACCGAGCGUGCCAUCGUCUUUGAGCGGCUCCACCACAGCCAGCGCAGAACUGGACAGCCUUGGCCCGGGCCAACAAGUGGAGAUGCGCCUCAAGAAGCAAAGUCUUGACUGCCUCUGCUCCGUCCUGCGAUCCCUUGUGGUAUGGUCAUCCCGAGCCAGUCUGCCGCAGCAGCAGGCAGGCAGUCUAGAUGGCACACGAACGCACUCUCCCCGAGGCAGCGAAGACGUCCGAGGUCAAGAAGGCCCUGCGGACGCGGCGCGUCAUAGUACGGGCAUCGAGAGCGGAGCAGCUACACCCAUCCUCGGUAGCGGUAGUGCAGCCACUGCUACGGGCACCACCACUACGCCAGACCAGAACGUCGAUGAUCCCAAUCGAUUCGAGAGCGCAAAGGCUCGAAAGACUUCGCUCUUGGAAGGCAUCAGAAAGUUCAACUUUAAGCCCAAGCGCGGUAUCGAGUAUCUCGUGCAGCAAGGCUUCAUCCGCGCCCGUGAGCCCAAAUACGUUGCCCACUUUUUGCUCUUUACAGAUGGACUGAACAAGGCGCAGAUCGGAGAGUACCUCGGCGAAGGCGACGCGGAGAACAUUGCCAUCAUGCAUGCCUUUGUAGACCUCUUGAAUUUUAGCAACAUGCCCUUCACCGAUGCCCUCAGAAGAUUUCUGCAGGCUUUCAGGCUGCCUGGCGAAUCGCAAAAGAUCGACAGGUACAUGCUCAAGUUUGCAGAACGCUACGUUGCGGGAAACCCCACGAUGUUCGCAAACGCCGACACUGCGUACAUAUUCGCGUACUCUGUCAUCAUGCUCAACACGGACGCUCACAGUCGGCAGAUCAAGCACCGCAUGACCCUGCAAGACUUUCUCAAGAACAAUGCGGGCAUCGAUGAUGGCAAGAGCUUGCCAGAAGAGUACGUCAGGGGCGUCUACGACGAGAUUCAGAACAACGAGAUCAAGAUGAAGGACGAGGUGCUGGCUUCGGCUCUGCCACCUGGCGCGAUUGGCGGAGGUUUGGCAAAUGCCAUCGCUGGAGUUGGCAGAGACCUCCAGCGAGAGGCGUACGUACUGCAGAGUGAGGACAUGGCCAACAAGACGGAAGCGCUAUUCAGAACCAUGGUGCGCACGCAGCGUCGCGUGCAUCCUGAUCAGCGAGCAGCUGCGGAACGAUUUUUCUCCGCUUCGCACUUUGAGCAUGUGCGGCCCAUGUUCGAAGUGGCUUGGAUGGCCUUCUUGACGGGUAUCAGCGGUCCUAUGCAGGAGAGCGACGAUGCGGACACGGUGUCUGUGUGCCUCGAAGGAUUCAGAGACGCUAUCCGCAUCGUCAGCCUCUUUGGCCUGGAGUUGGAACGCAACGCGUUCGUCACCACGCUUGCCAAGUUCACCUUUUUGAACAAUCUGGGCGAGAUGAAGAGCAAAAAUGUGGAAGCAAUCAAGGCGCUGUUGGGCGUAGCUCAGACCGAGGGCAAUUACCUGCAAGGAAGCUGGAGAGAGCUCCUCACGUGCGUAUCGCAGCUCGAGCGCUUUCAGCUUAUCAGCGGAGGUGUGGACGAGCGCCAGCUGCCGGAGCUGGGAAGAAGGGCCAGCGCGACUGCGGCGCGCACGGCGAGCACUACUCCUCGAGCUGCACUACCCACGGACGAUGUCGUGCAAGCUGGUGCGUCGAGGGAAGUGACCAUUGCUGCCGACAUGGUCUUUUCCUCUACGCCCCACCUCUCAGGCACGGCCAUUGUGGACUUUGUGCAGAGCCUGUCGGACGUGUCGUGGGAAGAGAUUCAAUCGAGCGGCAUGAGCGACAACCCGCGCUUGUUCUCGCUGCAGAAGCUCGUGGAGAUUUCUUACUACAACAUGAGCAGGAUCCGUUUGGAGUGGUCCAACAUCUGGGCAAUCUUGGGCGAACACUUUAAUCAGGUCUGCGUCCAUCCCAAUCCUAGAGUAUCGGCGUUUGGUCUGGAUUCGCUGCGACAAUUGUCGGCUAGGUUCCUGGAGAAGGAGGAAUUGCAAAAUUUCAAAUUCCAAAAGGAUUUCUUGAAGCCCUUUGAGUACACGAUGCGAAACAAUGCAUCUUCCGAAGCGAAAGAGAUGGUCCUGCAGUGCUUGCAGCAGAUGAUCGCUAGCCGCAUUCACAAUAUGCGAUCUGGUUGGCGGACCCUGUUUGGCGUGCUCGGCGCUGCCUCCAAAGCGUCCGAGCGUGUGGCGACGUACGCCUUUGAGCUCGUCCGGCAACUGAAUCAGGAGCACUUUGGAGCCAUCAUUUCCGCAGGAGCAUUUGCUGAUUUAACCGUGUGCUUGACGGACUUUGCAAAGGCAACGCAUGCCCAAAGGCUGGCGCUUCAAAGCGUGUCCAUGCUCCGAGCCGUCGUGCCCAUGAUGCUUGGUGCAGCCGAAUGCCCGAUCGACGCCGAGGCGGAUCCAGGACCUGCUGCAACGCAGCCCAUGUCGGACGACCCGAUGAUUCGCUUCUGGUUCCCAGCCCUCUUUAGCUUCUACGACGUCAUCAUGAACGGCGACGAUCUCGAAGUGCGCCGAGUGGCUCUGGAUGCGCUCUUUGAGAUCCUCAAGCAGUACGGCUCUACCUUUAGGCCAGACUUUUGGGACACUGUCUGCAAAGAGGUCCUCUUUCCCAUCUUUGCGGUGUUGCGAUCCAGAUCCGACGUCACCCGAUUCAGCACCCAAGAGGAUAUGAGCGUGUGGCUAUCGACUACAAUGAUUCAAGCGCUCAGAAACCUCAUCGAUUUGUGGACAUUCUACUUUGAGACGUUGGAGCGCUUGCUGCCCGGCUUGCUGGAUCUGCUCUGCGCUUGCAUUUGUCAAGAGAACGACACGCUCGCGCGCAUCGGAACGUCUUGCUUGCAGCAGCUGCUGGAGAAAAACGUGCGCAAGUUCAACCCCGACAGGUGGUCGCAGGUAGUCGACACGUUUGUGCAGCUCUUUCGCACGACUACCGCGCAUCAGCUGUUCGAGCGCUCGCUGAGGAUAGAAGAGACCAUCACAAGCCCAACAUCGGCGCGCUCCGAGCUUGCACCUUCAGGUGCCGUGACCAAUGGCCUUACAGCGGCGCCUCUUUCGCCAAAUGCUCCAAUCACCUCUCCUCCGCCUGACGCGCCGCCGGCACCGCUCAUGACUCAGUCGCAGCGUCGCCGUGCAUUCAAGCAGAUCAUUGUCAAAUGCGUUCUUCAGUUGCUCUUGAUCGAGACGACGCACGAGCUCCUGCAAAAGGGCCCGGUCUACGAGGUCAUGCCGCCCGCUCAGCUCUUGCGACUUACGCACGUCCUCGAUGACAGCUAUCGAUUCUCGCGUCGCUUCAAUGCCGACAAAGAGCUUCGAAUGGCCCUAUGGAAAGUCGGCUUCAUGAAGCAAUUGCCCAACCUGCUCAAGCAAGAGAGCAGUUCAGCAGCGACGCUCGUCAGCGUGCUGAAUAGAAUGCACAACGAUGAUCGGCCAUCGCACCGCGACAUGCGAGCCAGCGUUCGGCAGACGCUCGUCCCGCUCGGUCAGGACAUCAUCAAUGCGUACCUGCCGCUAGACACGGAGACGCAGGCGCGAAACAUUGCAGCUUGGACGCCGGUGGUUGCGGAAGUAUUUACCGGACUAGACAGCUUCAGCGACACGCUCGAGGACAGCGUCUUUCCGCACUACGCCAGCAUGUUUUACCCCCUUGCGGUCGAACUUCUGAGUCGACCUGCCUUGGCACCGGAGCUGCUUCGAAGCCUUUACCUAUUCUUCAAAAAGACUGGCUUCUCGUCUGCUCUCAGAAUACCGCUCAUGACGGAGGAGAGCGAGACGGAGCGCAAGAGAAGAGUGGCAGAUGCCAAGGACCGAUCGCGGACGCGGACGGAUGAUGGCGCUUCGGAUGAUUCGCCAUUGGCUAGUGCGCGGACGCUAGACGGAGCAGCAGAGGCGAGCCGGACUUCAUCCUCCUCCACGCCGCGUCAAUCGACGGCACAGAUGAAUGGUGCGCUGGGCAUCGACAGAGGAAGCGAAGCGCCAUCAGCAGUGGUCACCGACGUGAACCAGCAGCCGGAUCAGCAAAGUGCAGAAGAGGGCAUCACGCCGACCCAUGCGCCUACGCCUCCCGUCAUCUCGGAGGCAGACGAGGAUGCGAGAGGAGUCUCUUCUGCCGUCGUCUCUGUGGAAGCGGAGGCCGCUGCUGCCGCCGCCGCCGCCGCCGCCGCUGCAGCAGAGGCGAGCACCUCGAAUGGAAGGCAUGAUGCGCCAAUCGUGGAUAUUUAGAUCUUCGCUUUGCUCGCCUCUUUCCUUUCCCCCUCCUCCGCUUGCAUCUGGGAGAGAUUUGUCGAUGCGCCCCAACGCGCAUGUACUACUCUUUGUAAUCGGAUGAAUCACCGGGUGCUGAUCGAUCGUGAAACGAGAACGUCUGGGCUACCGUAGUGCAUGUGUAGCCUGUUUGUCGUAUUCGCCAAUGAAAGACGACGUCGAUCGCAGCCAUGAGUGCGUGUCACCACGCUCGAGCGUCGUGAUAACAAGCCAGCCGCACCGCCACACCGCGCAC